AUGCUCGGCUGGUAUCAGGCAAGACUUGCGGCGCGUCCGCUGCUCACCCAGAGCAUUACCACCGCUAUCCUGUUUGCGACCGGUGACCUCACUGCCCAGCAGCUCGUCGAGAAGCGUGGCUUUGAGAAGCAUGAGUGGGCCCGUACAGCCCGCAUGGCCCUCUACGGUGGAGCCGUCUUCGGUCCCGCCGCUACGACCUGGUUCAAGUUUCUCCAGCACAACGUCGUCCUCCGCAAUAAGAACCUUGAGAUUCUUGCCCGCGUCGGCGCCGACCAGGGUGUUUUUGCACCCGUCAUGAUUGGUGUCUUCCUGUCCUCUAUGGCCGUUCUUGAGGGCAGUUCUCCGCAGGAUAAGCUUGAGAAGAACUACACGACGGCCCUUACCUCUAACUACAUGCUCUGGCCCUUUGUGCAAAUGGUCAACUUCAAGCUCGUCCCGCUACACCACCGUGUGCUGUUCGUCAACGUCAUCAGUAUUGGAUGGAACUCUUACCUCAGUUACCUGAACAGCUCAUAG
Molecule: messenger RNA, 516 nt
Organism: Colletotrichum truncatum
Lineage: Eukaryota; Fungi; Ascomycota; Sordariomycetes; Glomerellales; Glomerellaceae
Product: integral membrane mpv17 pmp22
Cellular component (GO): membrane; mitochondrion; cytoplasm
Source: RefSeq, a predicted model, not a curated record